Haliotis rubra (blacklip abalone) is the source of this 1479-nucleotide messenger RNA. Its product is annotated as ribosome-binding protein 1-like. The record is from RefSeq and is a predicted model, not a curated record. The transcript has 2 exons. The coding region runs from base 1 to 1479 and encodes 492 amino acids. Lineage: Eukaryota; Metazoa; Mollusca; Gastropoda; Lepetellida; Haliotidae.
AUGGUUUCAGUGAAAGGGACACAUGCAAGGGAACCCAGCGAGGACACCUGCAAGAGCGACACCAGUGAGGACCCCAGCAAGAGAGACACCUGCAAGAGGGACACCAGCAAGAGAGACACCUGCAAGAGGGACACCAGCAAGAGGGACCCCACACCAAGCAAGAGGGACACCUGCAAGAGGACACCUGCAAAGAGGGACCCCAGCAAGAGGGACCCCAGCAGAGGGAACCAGCAAGAGGGACCCCAGCAAGAGGGGGAGGGACCCCAGAAAGAGGGACACUUUAAAGCAAGAGGGACCCCACCUGCAAGAGGGACACCAGCAAGAGGGACCCCAGUGAGAGGGACCCCCCAGCAGAGGGACACCUGCAAGAGCGAUGACACCAGCAAGAGGGACCCCAGCAAGAGGGACACCUGCAAGAGGGACACCAGUGCAAGAGGGACACCUGCAAGAAAGAUGGACCCCAGCAGAGAGGGACACCUGCAAGAGGGACCCCAGCCAGAGGGACCCCAGCAAGAGGGACACCUGCAAGAGGGACACCACAUAAAAGGGACACAUGCAAAGGAACCCAAGAGGGACACCUGCAAGAGGCUGACACCAGCAAGAGGACACCCAGAGGGAAGAGGGAGACACCUGCAAGAGGGACACCCUGACAAAGAGGGACCCCAGCAAGAGGGACACCCUGCCAGCAAGAGGGACACCCAAGAGGGACACCAGCUAGAGGGACCCCAGAAAGAUGGACCCCAACGAGAGGGACACCUGCAAGAGGGACACCAGCCAGAGGGACCCAAGCGAGGACACCUGCAAGAGGGACCCCAGCAAGAGGGACACCUGCAAGAGCGAUGCCAGCAAGAGGGACCCCAGAACAUCAGCAAGAGGGACACCUGCAAGAGGGACACCAGCAAGAGGAGGACACCAGUGAGGACCCCAGCAAGAGAGACACCUGCAAGAGGGACACCAGCCAGAGGGACAGGACACCUGCAAGAGGGACCCCAGCAAGAGGGACACCUGCAAGAGCGACACCAGCAAGAGGGACCCCAGCAAGAGGAGGGAUGCAAAAGGGACACCCAGCAAGAGGGACACCAGCAAGAGGGACCCCAGCAAGAGAGACACCUGCAAGAGGGACACCAGCAAGAGGACACCUGCAAGAGGGACCCCAGCAAGAGGGACACCUGCAAGAGCGAUGCCAGCAAGAGGGACCCCAGAAAGAUGGACCCCAGCGAGAGGGACCCCUGCAAGAGGGACCCCAGCAAGAGGGACACCUGCAAGAGGGACCCCAGCAAGAGGGACCCCUGCAAGAGGGACCCAGCAAGAGAGGGACCCCAGCAAGAGGGACCCAGCAAGCAAGAGGGACACCAUCAAGCGGGACCCCAGCAAGAGGGACCCCAGCGAGAGGGACACCUGCAAGCGGGACCCCAGAAAGAUGGACACCAGCAAGAAGGACCCAAGCGAGAGGGACCCCAGCGAGGGGGACACCUGUAA